Sycon ciliatum is the source of this 1204-nucleotide messenger RNA. Its product is annotated as temptin-like. The record is from RefSeq and is a predicted model, not a curated record. Lineage: Eukaryota; Metazoa; Porifera; Calcarea; Leucosolenida; Sycettidae. Bases 134 to 739 code for a protein of 201 amino acids. The transcript is spliced from 7 exons.
AGGUUGCUUCCACUUCCCUCGUCAGGCCAGGAUCCCGUGUCGAGCAGUUGUUGAAGUUUUCUUUCUAGUUUUGUUCAAGUCUUUUUUCCCUUCAACUCACUUUCCCCUCUUCCUGAAGUACCAGUUCUCAGACAUGAUGUGGUCUUCGGUCAUAGUUCUAGCGUUGGCUUUGCUGCCAGCUACGCUUGCGUUUCCUCGCUUCGUUCCUAACAUACCCAAUCUGGGAGUCGUCGGCGGGACGCCUUCUCUGGUACCUUCCCCGUCCGGCGUGGCUGGCGUCGUUUGUCAGUCAAUUGGACAUGUAGCGUCAUGCGAUGGCGCUCCAUCUGGAGAUGGAAAUGUGUUUGGAAUGGCUUUCCUUGCUGGUGGAAGUUCGUGGGCUGCCGUAUGCAGCAUGGAUAGUGAUGGUGAUGGCUUGACAAACGGCAUGGAGUUGGGAGAUCCUGACUGCACGUUCCCGGCUGGACAAACACCCGCACGUACUACGGCCCUCAGUCAUCCUGGAUUUGCCUGCUCAACCACGGCCAAUCCUUUCUGCUUGCCCAGUGUCACUACCGCAGCACCAAUGAAAGCAGCAACCACUGCACCAGCAGUGUCCAUGACAACCAGUAAUAACACGGCCACUGAUGAUGUCACCACGGCCAAUGCAGUCAUGACUACAGGUGGUCAGUCAGCCCUUGCCGCCAUUCCUAGCAUGGUGUUGCUGGCCCUGAUCCUGGCAGCCAUGCUGUUGCACUAGUCACAACACAGAGUGGCUGCUGGCACAACAAGCGGCACAGGCUCAUGCCCCACGCUCGGAAUAAAGCGUCCUGCGGCUGGUCUGACUUGAUAAUAUGUUGAUAUGCACAUAAAUAUAAUCAUCUCUCCUCCCCUCCGAUUCUCUAUUUCUAGAUCCUCCUCUGUUCCCAUAGUUUCAAGCUGCGUACUAGGUUCCCAUUCUGGUUGCACUUAAGUUCAGAAUGCCGCCCUCCACGGGCUGGCAACCAGCUGUAUCACCUUAUGCUUAUCCAUUCAUCUCUUGAACACAUCUCAGAUACAAGAGUGAAGCAGACACUGGUCGAAGAGUUCCGUUUGCCCUCCUCUUCUUUGAGUCCACUGCUAGACGAUUUGUACAAACAACGUACACUAGUGGAAGAGGGUGUUGCUCCCUACAUGGGAGCUCGCGGUUUGUACAAUAGUGCUGCAUGAAAACAAUGGGUGAAAU